ACCUUGCCAGUCCAUCCCUGGCAGCCGCGGGGAGAGUACGUGAUCCCCCGCCCCCACUACACCCACUCGCCACUUGUGUUCAUACUCGUGUUUUCUUAGGGUCCGCUUAGAAAAAUUAAGAUCGUAUUAGUGGAUAUAUUUUGCACGCUAAGUUGAUACUUCAGUGGAAGGUUUUGUGAGCUGUGAUGGACCUGCCACAACGUUGACGUCAGUGUUAACGAACAAACGAGUGACUUAGAGGUUAGUUAUAAUAAUGUUACCUGAGGCCUUGUGAGACUGUCGACGCACGGAACAUCACACACCUGUACUGCUGUUACCUGCCUACCUGGACCCUAAGUGAAGACUCUUUCCGGUGACGUAUGUGAUCAGUGGGCGGUACUUCAUGAUGACCACGCCCACAACCCGCCCCCUGCCCCUCCCCCUUCUGCUGCUUCUGUUCCUCCUCCCACUGUGUCGCCAAGCUAGCGGCAUCCAGUGUGUACAGUGUAAGGGAGAAACAGGGGGUGAGGGAGAGGACUGCAUCCAUGUCCCCCCUGACCCCGAACCAUGUGAUUCAGGCAUGACAACGUGUCUGACAGUCAGGACGUACACCCCAGCCGAGGAGGAUACGAGGACGCUGGUGUCGUUGGUGAGGACCUGCUCCCCAACAGACUUAGGCUGGGACUGCGAGAAGGGCAAGACGAAGCGCGGCCAGAUCGCCGAAGUAUGCCACGACUCCUGCACUUGGGACGGCUGCAACCACGCCCACACGCCCACAGCCACCACGCCUUCUCUGCUGCUCUUCUCCGUGAUGGGGUGCCUGUGGGUGGCCUCACUCGUUCUCUGACAGCCACCAGCUGCGCCCUUCACACUCUCCCACACCUUCCUUCUCGUUUCGUUCAACGUGUGUUAACCCUUCCUCCCACCAGCAACGCCUCCGUCUUUAUGUGCGGCGAGGCGGAGCGGACAUCAUAUAUCCUUAUUUCUUUUAUCAUAAACACGUAGUCUUGCUGUUUUAACUCCUGUUAUUCUUUAGAUUUAUAUAGAAAGAAUUAACGCUGCAUUAGGUAAUAUGUAAUUAAGGUUUUAAACAGUACAGGUGCAUUUUAUCUGUAGUUAACGAGUCACCGCAGUCACCGCUACACACCAGCUACCAUAUUUUCGGAAGCCUGGGCGUCACCUUAUAAUACAAACUCGUUAUUAUUUAAGAGAGUUUCAGUGACGUGGCUGGCGUGGUCCUGCAGUGCUGUUACCAGGAGAUAAUCUCUUGCAAGCAAAACUAAGGAAAGAGGAACAAGCGGGAAGAGUUUAAGAUCAAGUUUUGCUUCUUUGAUUAACCAGGGAAAGACUUGUAUCACGGUUUAGCUUUUGAUGUACCCAAGGAGAAGCCGGUACCAGGUGCUGUGGGGGGGGGGGGGUAUCUGCCCUCCUUUGACACAUACGAAGCUGUCCUCUGUGUGCAUUUUUCCUCGCAGCUAAAUGCACAGACAUAGUUAACAGCAGACGUCCUGAUCCACAAUAUUUCUCACAGCUGGAGGAGGAAGUCUUCACUCUUUGCCCGUCUCUAUAAACUUAGAGCCUGGCUUAAUGACCACAAGAGAAGACCUCACUGCUAUACGCGUUAGAUAAACACUCAGGAUUAUGAUACACUGACAGAUCUUGGAAAAGUGUCGUCCUCAGCGUUGAAACUCAGCCAAUCUGCCUCUAAACAACUUUAAAAUUGUACGUGAUAAGUCAGCAAGAGCUGCUACAAAGGUAUUGACAUAGAUCUUGUUCAGGCAAAAAGGCUAAUGAGUCGAGAUCCCGUCCCUCAGCCCCUGAAGGCAACAACCCCACGUUAAUGACACAAGACGUACGAAGAGCGCCUGCAGGAGUGCUGGUGGUAGGCGCUGACGAGUUACACAGACACACACUUACACAGUGGAGGACAGCGUGGCCGGCACUCCACUCCACCACAUUUCACUUAUCGAUCCAAAAAUUAGGUAAACAUUUUGCAGCCAAACUUACCUAUAGCGGCCGAGGAGAUCGAAUCAACACAUGAAAAACAUAUUUAAACAUAAUAUAAACUAAUGUUAAGGGUAAUAAUCCACAAAAGUUCUGACACGUGUGGGUAAAUGUAUAUGUAUGUCUGUAUACUUAUAAGGCAUUUACCUUGGUACACGGUGUUCAGAAGAAGCUUAUUCAUGAAGUCAACAAGCUUUGGUCAUCUUAACUUAGUCUAAGAAUCUAGCUUCAUAAUUGCUUCAGUUGUCUCUUGUCUUGUGCUUAUUUUACAACUAAUGCUACACUCUAGGCCCUAGAGUCUAGGGUAAUACUUCUUUGCGUCAUCAUCAUGGGGUAAAAUAUAUGUAUCGUGACUAUGAUGAAACAUGUGGUGAGUGUAUUCAGAUCCUCCCUGUGACACGUGAUCCUCCUUCCUCCGAUAGUCUGCUUGUGAUAGUUACAAGAAGCUGACUAUCGGCGGCUCCUCACCUUAGUGUUUUGGGUUAUUAAAGUUUGUUUCGCUCAGUAACCUCCUGGAUUGAUGUAUAAACAAGUUUACUAGAAUUUAUCUACCUUUUAUACAUGACGAUGACACAGUUUAUGUUGAUCUGCAUUUUAAGACUAAUAAAAUGUUAAUGGAA
Messenger RNA from Homarus americanus (American lobster), 2603 nucleotides. RefSeq lists its product as uncharacterized. The transcript is spliced from 5 exons. Lineage: Eukaryota; Metazoa; Arthropoda; Malacostraca; Decapoda; Nephropidae. The record is from RefSeq and is a predicted model, not a curated record. Bases 383 to 826 code for a protein of 147 amino acids.